AUGACGGGGGUGGUGGUGGUCUCCAGCGCGGGGUGCAAGGGCGGCGGCGGAGCGAAGAGGGGCGCCGCUGCCGGUACCGGCGGAGGCAGGGAGGAGGAGCGGCGGCGGCGGGCGGUGCUGGAGCUGCUGCUCGCGGCCGUGAGGCGGUCUGUGGUGGCGUGCAGGGUGGAGCGUGGGAGCGCCGGCUCCAGCGAGUGGGCGCUGGAGGAGGAGGAGGAGGCGGCGGCGGCGGCGAAGCUGGAGGAGAUGGACAUCGGGUGGCCCACGAAUGUCCGCCACGUCGCGCACGUCACCUUCGACCGCUUCCACGGCUUCCUCGGCCUCCCCGUCGAGUUCGAGGUCGAGAUGCCCUGCCGCGUCCCCAGCGCCAGUGCGAGUGUAUUUGGUGUCUCGGCUGAAUCAAUGCAGUGCACCUAUGACGGCAAGGGAAAUUCGGUCCCCACGAUAUUGCUGCUCAUGCAGGAGAGGCUGUAUGCCCAGGGAGGCCUGAAGGCCGAAGGGAUCUUUCGCAUAAAUCCAGAGAAUGACCAAGAGGAGCAUGUGAGGGACCAGCUGAACAAAGGAGUUGUUCCUGGGGACAUCGAUGUUCACUGCUUGGCCAGCCUGAUUAAGGCAUGGUUCAGGGAACUUCCGGAAGGUGUGCUUGACGGCCUCUCCCCUGAGCAAGUGCUGCAAUGCAAUUCUGAAGGGGAAUUCCUUGAGCUUGUGAUGCUGUUGCGCCCCACUCAGGCAGCACUGCUUAAUUGGGCCGUUGAGCUAAUGUCUGACGUUGUUGAAGAGGAAGAGCUAAACAAGAUGAAUGCCAGAAACAUAGCCAUGGUGUUUGCCCCCAACAUGACACAGAUGUCAGAUCCAUUGACAGCCCUGAUGCAUGCUGUCCAAGUCAUGAACUUUCUCAAGACAUUGAUACUGAGGACGCUUCGGGAGCGAGAUGAUGCAGCUAGCGGAGAGGAGUACACACCGUACUCAUCUCCAGCAUCAUCCAGCCGGCCUUACCAUGCUGAAUGCUGUGACAGCGAGCGGGACAUGGACAGAAGCUGUGAACUGAGUGACAUGCAUAGCCAAAUCAGCAGGUCUGGGGGACAGGCGGAUUAUCUUGUCCGGUACAACACCUGUUUCCACAGCGAGCAAGAAUGCGAUGAUCCUCUCAGCGAUGUCGAGGAAGGGUUCUUGUGUCGGCUGGAGGAAAGCUCAAGAAAACAGGGCGAGAUGAACUCUGAGAUGAUGGCCAUGGAGGAUGUUGAGCUGAAAGAUGAAACAAAGGCUGAGGAGAAGGGCAAACAAGAGGGCGCAGAAUCUUUGACAUGAUGAAACUUCUGUAUUUUUAGCAAGGAAAUAUUGUGGUUUGCUUGUGCUGUCAACACCUGGUUGAAUGUAUUGCUGCAGUGUAUGAUGUAAACCAGGGUGAUCCACUGAUCCUUGAAUGUGGGCAAUUCAUGUGUCCCGGGACAAUAUUUCAUGAAUAUGUCUUCAUGUGCAGGUUAAUGUU
Messenger RNA from Phragmites australis (common reed), 1489 nucleotides. Its product is annotated as rho GTPase-activating protein 2-like. Bases 1 to 1308 code for a protein of 435 amino acids. The record is from RefSeq and is a predicted model, not a curated record. Lineage: Eukaryota; Viridiplantae; Streptophyta; Magnoliopsida; Poales; Poaceae. Gene Ontology annotation, molecular function: GTPase activator activity. Gene Ontology annotation, biological process: signal transduction. The transcript has 5 exons.